UGUAGAAAUAAUCUUAGUGUCUAUACGCGGCGUCCGACUCAUACCGCGAACGCUGUCGAAGUUGUCAGCUCAUAAAUGCAUAAAUCUCAGUGCGCAGCGUCUUACGCGGUGGCCUUAGGUGCUGUCAUCGUGACGGGCACACUAUCACUUGUCGAGAAUAUACAUUCGGCUUGCACCCGUAGAUGCCUACAUGUUACACCGGCUGAACAACGACAGGAAAUUUGUGGUCGAUCAGGGGCAUGCGGCGUUGGGUAUAUAAUGGGCAAGGUUGGUUAACAAAUAGUAAAGGAACCAGAACAUGCGGUUAAGGAUACGAGAGACAUGCAAAAGCUCGCGAAACAGUGAGCGUACCUAGAGCGUACCCAGCGGCACUUGGGUGGCAGUCGUCGACAUCGAUGUCCUUGGCACGGGAAGCUGAAACAUUCGCGACACAGAACCUUUACGCGUACGGCAGGACCCC
Phanerochaete carnosa HHB-10118-sp is the source of this 460-nucleotide messenger RNA. RefSeq lists its product as uncharacterized. The record is from RefSeq and is a predicted model, not a curated record. Bases 76 to 276 code for a protein of 66 amino acids. NCBI's taxonomy places the organism in Eukaryota, Fungi, Basidiomycota, Agaricomycetes, Polyporales, Phanerochaetaceae. The transcript has a single exon.